Desarmillaria tabescens is the source of this 537-nucleotide messenger RNA. RefSeq lists its product as uncharacterized. Gene Ontology annotation, biological process: regulation of transcription by RNA polymerase II. The record is from RefSeq and is a predicted model, not a curated record. NCBI's taxonomy places the organism in Eukaryota, Fungi, Basidiomycota, Agaricomycetes, Agaricales, Physalacriaceae. Bases 1 to 537 code for a protein of 178 amino acids. The transcript has 3 exons. Gene Ontology annotation, cellular component: nucleus.
AUGCUUGAUGUAGCACUUGCAUACAAGCCAGCCAUAAAAGAGUUAACGGGUGAUGAUAAUAGCGGAGUGACCGAGUAUGAGCUAUCGAGAUCAGAGUGGACAGCGCUGGAAAACCUUUGUGACGUUCUAAAAGAUGCUACGCUAUAUUUCUCUCGUGCAACACCAAAUCUCGCCACGGUGAUACCUGCAAUGGAUCACAUUGACCAUGUCUUUGCGACCGCUUCCAUCAACAAGGUCGGGCUAUCACCUCCGGUUCGAGCAAGCCUUCUUGUCACAAAAAGGACCUUAAAUUGGUACUACAGUAUGACAGAUGAAUCGGAUCUGUAUCGCAUAGCUAUGGUUCUCCAUCCCCGAUACAAACUUGACUACUUCGUCGAAGCAAACUGGGAGGCGGGAUGGAUUGCAAAUGCCCGAAGGCUGGUGCGAGAGGAAUUCGAGUGCAAGUACAAAGGCUUGAUGGAUGAUGUUAUGGUUAUAGAGGAUGAUGCUGAGGAUGGCACACAGGUAUGUCCUUUUCCAAGUCGUGUAUAUAGCUGA